ACGGGCGCCCCGGGCUGCAGGCUCGGGCUCUGGGCCGAGUCCGGGUCCCCGGGCCGCGGGAGACCUCAGCAGGGCUUUCCAUCUCCUCAGCUCCUCCCCGUUCUUCCUGCUUCGGAGGAGGCGUGUGAGCCCCUUGAGCAGUGUUGCUCCAAGUGGGGUUCGCGGGCGGAUCCCGACCCCUCCUCAGAGUUUUUGAACCAGAUUCUCGGUGCUGUGGCCUGGGUGUCUGCAUUUUCCUGAGCGCCCCUGAUGGUUUUGAUGCAGGUGGUCAUAGGACCGCGCUUUGGGGGAUACUGCACCUGAGGGCCUGGCGCCUACCACGUAACAGGGGGCCUAAGUGGGUGCAUUUGAGGGUGGAGCCUGAGGAGUGCCACCACAGGUCUGGCCUUGGAACGGUGAUGCCCCUCUGCCUUAGGAGAGACUGAGUGGGAAACGGGAAGGAGUAGCUCUUAAAUCCUUGGAAUGGGGUGCUGCUGUGUUCCUGUAGCCUCCAAGUCUCAGAUGGUCAGAUGCUUAGUGAAGGGCCUGGGUCAGGAGCCAUAGUGGUGAAACAGGGCCGAAGGAGGCAGUGUGGGGUGAGCAGGAAGAACUUGGCGUUGAUCCUGCUGAUGUGGAUUGGGGUUGGCUCCACCACCUGCUAGCAGGCAGCCAAGUGUGGUCGCUCUACAGAUCCCUCUAUUUUUUACCCUAGUGUCGUCAUCUGUCAACAGGGACAGUAAUUCCUAUCCAGUAGGGCUUUUGUGUGAAUUAGAUAAUGUCUGUCAAGUGUCUCUUACAGUGUCUGAUACAGAGUGAGCAUUCAGUAAAUGGGAAUUAUUAAGAGGUACACAGGCCCUGCCUUCUGUGGCUUACAGAUCAAAAAGUAGGGAUUAAACAAGUGGGAUAAAAUGUGGACAGAAAUACAAAGUACUUUUGGUAGACUUGUGCAAGGAGUCUACCUGGGAGUGGGGUGGGGUACUUGGGAAGGUCAUGCAAGAAGUGAGGUUUGCUCAGGGCAUUGAAGGAUAGAUAGUACUGCAGGGAGCUGGUAAUUGGGGCCAUAUGCCUCAGAGGUAGUUCUCUCACAUGGAUCUUUGGAGUGUGGCUCCCAGGACUUCUAGGCAUUGCAAGAAGUCACAUUGAUAAGUAGUUUUGGAGGGCUGGCCCUUUGGUCCAUAAAUCGUUUUUGUCCACUGACUGUGUUCUAGACACAUGGUCUUCCCCAGAUUCUAUGGUCCGCUUCUCCCAUUUUAUUGGAGAUUGGCUAAAUUGCAAUAUCUACAAAAGGAUCUUAGUUGAUCACUGAAUAAGAGUGUCUGGGGAAGCAAUGGAAGGCCACAAGGCAGAAGAGGUGCUAGAUAUUCUUCGACUGAACGUGGGUGGCUGUAUUUACACAGCCCGGCGUGAGUCCUUGUGCCGCUUUAAAGACUCUAUGUUGGCGUCUAUGUUCAGUGGUCGCUUUCCUCUAAAAACAGAUGAGUCAGGGGCUUGUGUUAUUGACCGUGAUGGACAUCUAUUUAAAUACCUUUUGGAUUAUCUUCAUGGAGAAGUUCAGAUUCCUACAGAUGAGCAAACUCGUGUGGCCCUACAGGAAGAGGCUGAUUAUUUUGGCAUCCCUUAUCCGUAUAGCCUGUCUGACCACUUGGCCAAUGAAAUGGAGACAUAUUCUUUAAGGUCAAAUAUAGAACUUAAAAAGGCUUUAACAGACUUCUGUGAUUCAUAUGGUUUGGUUUGCAAUAAACCAACAGUUUGGGUUCUCCACUAUCUUAACACAUCUGGUGCAAGCUGCGAGAGUAGAAUUAUUGGUGUAUAUGCCACCAAAACUGAUGGAACAGAUGCUAUUGAUAAGCAGCUGGGAGGAAGAAUUCACAGUAAAAGCAUUUUUAAAAGAGAGGCGGGAAAUAACGUUCAGUACAUAUGGAGCUAUUAUUCAGUAGCAGAGUUGAAGAAAAUGAUGGAUGCCUUUGAUGCUUGGGAAGGAAAAGGGGUCAGCUACUGGCGGGUGCCUCAUGAGCUGAUAGAGUGCUGGACUCUGGAAGAGCGGCCUUUACUUGGAAGCCUGCGUCACAUGGCUCCGAUUCGAAAGAGGCGACUGAUAACGCUCAGUGAAGAGGAAGAAGAAGGUGUGAACUGUAAGACUGGUCCAAAGCCAGUCAGAUAUCUGGGCCCUUCCACAAGUACCCAAAUUAAAGUCAAGAACUCAGCCUCAGUCAGGGUGUCUCCAGCUACUGCAGUCCAGGCCUUGGCUCGGCCGGUGACAAACCGGUUUCAAGGUGGCAGCAGCGGAAAGGCAGCUCAGCGCUCUGAGCCCCCAAAGGCCACGUCCCCUGUGGACACUGAGGCAGCUGGGUGUUCUCAGGCUCCCCAUGGGGCCGGGAGUGCAGAGAAUGGAGGCACACACCUGCCCCCAGCAAAGGCGUUGCCUUCUGACAAGAAGCCAACACCCUACCGAGUGAUAAAGCUGAAGAGGACCCCUCUGUGCUUGGUGACAGCUUCUAGGCAGGCCUACUGUCCCCAGCCACCUGCCCCCGAAGCUUCCAGCACUGUGGGUGUGCGGACUGAGAACGGGAAAGAGGAAGCUAAUGGAUAAGAGUGGUGGACUUGAAAUUUCUGUCUGUCUGCUAAAGGUCCCAACCCAUUCGAUAUGAAUGGGUGACACUGUUUCUUGAUGCAGUAGAGGGGAAAGCUUAUGUCUUUGUACUUAGGGUUUUAAGUAUAAACAUAAGGAGGGGAGACUUUAAGUGGUUGGGCUAUAUUUACUUCUCAUUUUCCCAACUUUUAAAUGAUUAUUUGUCCACGGACAAAUUAUUUGUCCACAGUUUGAAUUUCUGUGUUUUUUUUUUAAUGGUUAAUUUGUAUUAAGGUGACAAAAUAGUACAAUAAAAUAAUCACUAGAGAAGUCCACUUUGUUGCUGAAAUAAAUGUUACUUAUUGCAGCCCAGGGAUAGGCAUGAGGUUUGGGCUUAGAUAUUCCUGUCCGGUGAACUGGAGAGGGUGAAUUAGUGCCUCCCUCUACUGUAUCACAGCCAAGAGAGCAAAUGUAGAUCAAGAUGAGCUGCCUACAAGUUACUCUCCCUCUCGAACAUGAAUAGAGAUGAUGGGGAGGACAAAAAGACACUACAUUGAGAUCAUACUUUGACUCUCACUUAAUUAAACUAUUUUCUUUCCUAGAUUGGCUUUUCUUAAUCUUUUCUGUUAGCAGAUUGACUUAUGUAUACCACAAGGAGAACUUUGGGAUGAGAACUAUACAACAUGCCUUUGGAAUAAAUUGUUAAAAUAUCUUAUUUCAAUUUGAAUAGUGAAGUUUUGAAAGUACUUUGAAAAAAGUUAAAAGUUUAACUUUUUAACUAAAGUUAGUAUUUGUUUUUCAGAAAAGACCAUAGAAGAGUCCUUCUGAUUAUACAUAUGAUUUUUUAUGCAUAAAAUUUCCAUAUAACUUGAAUUUAAUAUUUUUAAACAGAAUAUUUUUAUUAAUUCUCUAUUUUUUCAUGACUAUUCAGUUGUGUGUGUUUAUUCUCAAGUGUUAUGUUUUGUAAUUGGAUCACAUAUUUCUACUUUCAGUGGGCAGUAUACCUUCAGUAUUUUAAAAAAUAAGUUCAUAAGGCAUGGUACUUUUUACUCAAAUGCUUAUCAUUGUAUUUGCAUUGCUUUGAAAGAGUAAAGUAAAUUUACUCAAAACAUUGCUUUUUACAAAAUAAAGUAAAACUUUUCCAUAAAAAGUGA
This is a messenger RNA of Microcebus murinus (gray mouse lemur), 3702 nucleotides long. The record is from RefSeq and is a predicted model, not a curated record. Lineage: Eukaryota; Metazoa; Chordata; Mammalia; Primates; Cheirogaleidae.